AAGAAAGAAAGAAAGAAAGAAAGAAAGAAAGAAAGAAAGAAAGAAAGAAAGAAAGAAAAGCCAAUGCAAUCCAGGGCUGCAUUAACACGAACGAUUAAUUAACACGAACGCUACGCUCUUUUCCUGGGUCCGGCUUGGCCCAGCGUUCGGAUGACUCCUGGGGCGCUCAGCCUGCGCGGAGGGAGGGGCCGCCGCUGGAACGCGGCCGCGGGGGCAACGGUUGCGGAACCAAGCUAAGACAGAGCAGCUGCCUCUCCCGCCUUCGUCGGCAACGCUUCGCCUGGGCUCAGUUUCGCGGCCCGCGGUCACUCCUUAAUGUCCCGGUAAAGCAAGACGGAGGGCGGCCAGGAGGCUUAACGGUAGGAGGCGAAGGGGAAAGGAGUCGGUUCCAGCUGAUCCGGAUUGCUGACGAAACGCCGGCCAGGGAAGCGCAGCUCUUCUGCAGUCUGGUGUCUGGCCAGUAGUAUUCCAUCGUCCGAGAUGGAGAAACGCGCUCCCUAUCCUGACAGAAGUAUAGUUGACAUAUCCAAGAGAAGAGUUACUUUCUUAAGUGAGAUGAGUAAUAUAGAAGGAAGUAUCAUAACCUUUUACAAUGUUUCCUAUUUUGUGAAAUUCAAGACUGGCUAUCUUGGCUUUCGAAAAGAAAUUAAGAAAAACAUUUUGUUCAAUAUCAGUGGUGUCAUGAAACCUGGUCUUAAUGCAAUUUUAGGACCCACUGGCUGUGGCAAAUCUUCGCUAUUGGACAUUUUAUCUACAAGGAAAGACCCCAAAGGGCUAUCUGGGGAUAUUUUAUUAGAUGGCAUGGGCUUGCCAACACAAUUUAAAUGUAUGUCUGGAUAUGUAGUACAGGAUGACAUAGUGAUGGGGACCUUGACAGUCAGAGAAAAUUUAAUGUUUUCAGCAGCCCUUCGGCUACCUUUAUCUACGAGCAAAUAUGAAAAGAAGCAGAGGGUUGAACAGGUUCUCAAGGAACUGGAUUUGACUAAAGUUGCAGAUACUAAGGUUGGCACCUAUUUUACUCGCGGAGUUUCAGGGGGGGAAAGGAAAAGGACCAGCAUUGGAUUAGAACUCAUUACUAACCCCAGAGUGUUGUUCUUAGAUGAACCAACCACAGGAUUGGAUGCUAGCACAGCCAAUGCUGUCCUGCUGCUCUUAAAAAGGAUGUCACUGCAAGGAAAGACAAUCAUUUUUUCAAUCCAUCAGCCCCGGUACUCUAUUUUCAAGUUGUUCGACAGCCUGACGCUACUUGCCGCUGGAAGGCUAUUGUAUCACGGGCCAGCUGACAAUGCUCUUUCCUAUUUCAGAAGCCUUGGUUUUGUGUGUGAGCCAUAUAACAACCCUGCUGAUUUUUUCCUGGAUAUCAUCAACGGGGAUUCCUCGGCGGUUGCAAUGAGUAAAAUGACAAUUCACAGUGCAGUUCUUGAGGCAACUGAGAGAGAGCAGGAGACUAUUGCUCUAACAUUAGCAGUACAGUUUUCCAAAUGCAGUUACUACAAAAAAAUGCUCGAAGAGCUGGAUGUAAUGUCUAAAGAACAGAAAAGACAGGCAACAACAAUUAAAGGAGUUCAAUAUUCCACUCCUUUUCUACAUCAACUGAAAUGGCUGUCCAGGCGCACCUUUAAAAAUUUGAUAGGCAAUCCACAAAAUUCCACAGCCCAGAUAGCUAUUAUUACCGUCAUGGGAAUAAUUACUGGAGCUGUUUUUUCUGGUGUUAAAAAUGAUGCAACUGGAAUUCAAAAUAGAGUUGGUGCUUUGUUCUUUUUGGCAACGAAUCAGGUUUUGAACAGUAUUACAACCGUUGAACUUUUUAUCACAGAAAAAAGGAUAUUUAUACAUGAAUAUAUAAGUGGCUACUAUAGAGUGUCCGCAUAUUUCUUCUCAAAAAUAAUAGCUGACAUGUUGCCCAUGAGGACUUUGCCAGGCGUCAUCCUCACCAGCUUGAAUUAUUUCACAAUAGGUUUCAAGCCAGCUUUGGUGUCUUUCUUUAUCAUGAUGUUUACUAUUAUAUUAAUUGCAUAUGCCUCUAGUUCUCUUGCUAUGGCAGUUGCAACAGGACAAAACGUCACAUCGGUUGCGAACCUCCUCAUAAAUAUUUGCUUUGUUUUUAUGAUUGUUUUUUCUGGUGUGCUGGUAAAUCUCACAACCAUUACACCUUCGUUAUUGUGGCUGGAGUACCUCAGUAUCCCUCGCUAUGGCCUAAAUGCUUUGCAAAUCAACGAAUUUACUGGACUCAGAUUUUGCAAUGAAACCCCAGAAGGGGUCAACGUAACAUGUGUUUCUACUACUGCAUUUACAGUAUGCACUGGAGAAGACUAUUUGACAAUGCAAGGCAUUGGCACAACUGCUUGGGACUUGUGGCAGAAUCACGUUGCGCUUAUAUGCAUGACAAUUAUUUUUCUCACAUUUGCAUAUCUGAAAUUGAAAUUUCUAAAGAAGUAUACUUAGCAAGAGGCUAUCCUUACUUAAUGCAGCAUUGUACUUUUAUAAUAAACACUUAGUUCUUGUAACAUAUGGUUAUACAGUUCUUUAAAUACCUUUCUGAUUCAUAUUUAGUAAUAAUUAUGGAAUUGCAAUUGUUGUACAGCUAUUGUCUUCAAACUGAGGCCCAGCUUAAGUAUAUCGUUUUGCAUGAAAAGUAAAAGAGAACAUGAAGCCUCUCAGAAUUCCAUCUGAGGUGUCUAUGCUACACAAGCCAGAUAUCUGAUCUCUUGCAGUCCAAAAAACAGACACAGAGGCCAACUGGAUGGGAAGAUGGUUUUCCCAUAGCAGACUUAAUUGGCCAAAAGGAGCAGGGCAGAUGUUGACUCCUGGCUGUAUUGUUGGUAUCAUUAAUGAGGCACUACAGAAUCUCUAUAUUUAAGAUUUAUAUUGGGAAAGGAAAAAUGCCACAUAACUUGAGACAAUUGAAGAUAAUUAGAUUGUCUCAACAACAGAGAAUGUCAUAAAGAUGUGUGUCCCUUAAAAUCAAGUAUCAAGGUAUUAGUGGUAAAUGGAAUGUGAAGACAAGCCCUAUAAUAGUAAUAAUUCAUUUUAUUCAUUGAAUUAGGGAUGUGCAAAGUAUUUUGCAGAGUAUUCCGACCUUGGAGCCAUACCCAUUUUAAGUUUUGUUCUGGGCUCUGAACUUGAAAAUAAAACUGUUUGUUUGGUUGGUUUUUUUUUUUUUUUUUUUUUAAAAACAUUUUACAUUUUGCUUUGUAUUUUGCUGAUAGUGAGUUUCAGGAUGCAUUUUAAAGUGCAAAGCCUCUACGUUGAUCUGGGUGAUUAAUUCUGCUUUUUGUGUUUAGGCUUUGGUGUGUCUCGAGUGCCUUUUACGAUGUGAAGAGUGAAAAAUCUCUGUUGUUUUAAAUGCUCAAUGGAUUUUUUUUUUUCUCAUGCAGGGCUAGGUUUCCGUUUAAUCUGUUAAUUUAGCUCCGGCUGUGAUUUAAUUCAUGAUUAAAUUUACAUUUUAAAUCAUGAUUUAAUUUUAAUUCAGCUCUGCCUCUGUUCUAUGAGCUCCAGAAUAUAUUUUGCUUCCUUGUGGUAGAACCAGGCCUGGGGAAAUACUAUACAGAGAGUCCUCAACUUACAACUGACUGCUUAGUGACUGUUAAAAGUUCUGAUGGACUUACCCGUGGGUUACUUAUGACCUGGAUUUGAAGUUCCAACAAUCAUCCUUCCUCCAGUCACAUGACCACAGUUAUGACCACAAAUAAAAAUACAUGAUUAUAAAUCUUUUAUUUCACAAACAGUUAGUUGGAUGGCACUUAAGAGCAGAGUAAAAAAUAUCCAUUCUUUGAAAUGAAUGCAAAGCCCACUUCCCCCUCUCCACAAACAACUUCAAAAUACAUAAAAUUGGUCAGGAAGUUGUUCACUGGUACAUUUUUACCAUUAUGUGAAAUGUUCAAAAUUAACAUUUAUAUUCCUUUCUAAGGCAACAUUAUCUUAGAAAUAUAUUGGCACUUUGGAAGCGUGUGUGUGUGUGUGUGUGUGUAUAUAUAUAUAUA
Molecule: messenger RNA, 3983 nt
Organism: Crotalus tigris (Tiger rattlesnake)
Lineage: Eukaryota; Metazoa; Chordata; Lepidosauria; Squamata; Viperidae
Product: broad substrate specificity ATP-binding cassette transporter ABCG2-like
Exons: 16
Coding region: 481-2445 (654 amino acids)
Cellular component (GO): plasma membrane
Molecular function (GO): ABC-type transporter activity; ATP binding; ATP hydrolysis activity
Source: RefSeq, a predicted model, not a curated record